AUGCAGCUGGCACUGACAGGCUUGUUCAUGCUGCUCUACAUCCUGCUGUGUCUCCUGGGGAUCUUGUCAAAUGGCUUCAUUGUGCUGGUGCUGAGCAGGGAGUGGCUGCGAUAUGGCAGGCUGCUUCCCUUGGACAGGAUCCUCAUUAGCUUGGGUGUCUCCCGCUUUUUCCUGCAGUGGGUGGGAAUGGUGCACAACUUUUACUUCUUCCUCUGCCCGGACGAGUACUCCGUGGGUUUCAUCCGACAGUUUAUUUCUCUGCCCUGGGACUUCCUGAACUCAGCCUCCUUCUGGUUUGGCACCUGGCUCAGCGUCCUCUUCUGUAUGAAGAUCGCUAACUUCAAUCACCCGACCUUCCUCUGGCUGAAGUGGAGGCUCCCGGGGUUGGUGCCCUGGCUCCUGUUGAGCUCUGUCCUGAUCUCCUUCAUUGUAACUCUGCUCUUCCUUUGGGGGAACCAUAGUGUGUAUAAAGGAUUCUUCAUUAGAAAGUUUUUGGGGAACACAACUGAUACGCAAUCUAAAAAGAGGAUGGAAAUUCACUAUUUUCUGCCCCUGAAACUUGUCAUGUCGUCAAUUCCUUGCUUUGUUUUUCUGGUCUCAACUGCACUCUUGAUUAGUUCUCUUAGGAGACACACCCGGAGAAUGCAGCACAGUGCCAGCAGCCUGCAGGACCCCAGCACCCAGGCUCACACCAGAGCUCUCAUGUCCCUCAUCUCCUUCCUCGUUCUUUAUGUUCUGUCUUUCCUGUCCAUGAUCAUUGAGGCCGCAGCCUUUGUCCCCAUACAGAAAGAGUGGUACUGGCUAUGGCAAAUUUCAAUCUACCUGUGCACAUCUGUCCAUCCCUUUGUCCUCAUCAUCAGCAACGUCAAGCUCCGAGUCAUGUUCAAGCAGCUACUUCUGGUGGCCCGAGGCUUCUGGAUGGCUUUGGUGGCCCAGCAGAGACUCGGGUGA
Messenger RNA from Galeopterus variegatus (Sunda flying lemur), 951 nucleotides. RefSeq names its product taste receptor type 2 member 41 (gene TAS2R41). Gene Ontology annotation, biological process: G protein-coupled receptor signaling pathway; detection of chemical stimulus involved in sensory perception of bitter taste; sensory perception of taste. Lineage: Eukaryota; Metazoa; Chordata; Mammalia; Dermoptera; Cynocephalidae. Bases 1 to 951 code for a protein of 316 amino acids. Gene Ontology annotation, molecular function: G protein-coupled receptor activity. The transcript has a single exon. The record is from RefSeq and is a predicted model, not a curated record. Gene Ontology annotation, cellular component: membrane.